Molecule: messenger RNA, 1140 nt
Organism: Penicillium robsamsonii
Lineage: Eukaryota; Fungi; Ascomycota; Eurotiomycetes; Eurotiales; Aspergillaceae
Exons: 2
Coding region: 1-1140 (379 amino acids)
Source: RefSeq, a predicted model, not a curated record
AUGGCUCAAACACCACCCGCAUUUACACCAGACAGCGAAUUCGCUGAGCUUGAGACGCCACGCGGCACCGGCAAUGAGGGCCUAUCGAUAACUGCACUGGCUCGGUUUGAGUUCGAGGCCGGUAAGGCCAACGAUGGCACUAAAAUCCUGAUGAUCGAGUGGGAGGACGACGAUCUUACCCGAUCCUCAUCUGAGGGCUUCUGGAACGUUUCAUGGACUGGCAAGACUACCGUUUUACCCGCCGACGAACGGCCGUCUGAUAGCCUGCGCCGCUUCUACCUCUUAUUGCCACCCAAUGUCACCAUCCCGCCUGUUGUGACACUAUCAUACGAGCUCCAGGGCACACCGGACGAAAUAGCUGCUCUAGCCGAGAAGCGGCCCCUACGAAGCCGUGAUACCUUCCAGCUGAACCCUCUCCCCGCAAUAUUCCCUCCUGGUCUGGGCGCCACCGGCCGGGCGGCCGGCAAGAAAGGCGUGUUACAUACUAUCUGGGCAAAGAAACGACUCCGUGUUCUUGAGCAGGAGAUUGCUGCUGAAUCACAAAACAACAUUGAAGGAAUUGCUCUACACAUGGCUAUUCAAGAAAAGGAGUGGAUUGAGGAAAACUUUGGAGUCGGUUCGCGCGCUGUCGACUCGGUUGCCAGUAGCCAUGACUCCUCAAAUUCAUCCUCCAUUUACCCAGCCACACCGGUGUCGCCUAUCAGCGGCAGGAAGCUAAGCGACAAGCUCAAGGGACUGAAACUGCAGACAAGCUCAAAGGACCUGGCAGUGAACGACAAUUCUACUCCUAAUACCGCCCAUCUUCUUUCGCCUCAAUCUCCUGAUGUUGCUGUAUCCUCGUUCAGCUCAUUCCGUAACGUUGCGCAUAAGCACAUCCACUCCAUGCCAACGCCAGAUACCAAUCCCACUCCAACUCCAAGCUCUCACAUCAACCCCUCCGGCCCCGAAUCACUUAAGCCGGUUGCACUUUUCCCACCCUCAGCUCUGCAGGAAGCCCAACGGAACAGCGACCAGGGCGGGUUUGCAUCCAUGGGCGCAAUCACGCGCACUCCGAGCAAUGAUUCCGGCGAGGAAUUGUUCGCCAAGGCACUGAGCCCGCGCUCACCCGAUCUCCCUCGGAGUCCAUUCUCAUUCCGUUAA